Molecule: messenger RNA, 531 nt
Organism: Vigna umbellata (rice bean)
Lineage: Eukaryota; Viridiplantae; Streptophyta; Magnoliopsida; Fabales; Fabaceae
Source: RefSeq, a predicted model, not a curated record
CUAAAGAGCAACCUUUUUGCAGGUUUACAUGUGGAUGAUGCAGAAGUCUCCUUGAAUGUUUGCUUGGGAAAAGAAUUUUCUGGCGGAGAAGUGUUCUUCCAGGGUGUUCGAUGUGAAGAACAUGUACUAUCAAUAGCCCAGCCAGGGGAGAUCUUCAAUUAUUCCCAUGUUCCAGGACACGCAAUUCUUCAUCCUGGCCGUCAACGGCAUGGUGCAAGACCUACAACAUCUGGGAACAGGAUGAAUUUAAUCAUCUGGUGUAGAAGUUCGGCUUUCAGAGAGUUGAAGAAAUAUCAGAGAGAUUUUCCUAGCUGGUGUGGAGAAUGCAAACGCAAGAAGAAGGAGAGAGCCCGGUUAUCGCUUAUGGUCUCCCAACAGGAAUUACUGAAAAGAGAAAUAUAAUCGGUCUCGUGCACUUGCACAUGCAAAUCGUGCGUGUAUAGUUUGUAGAUUCUAGAUUUUUGUACGAAAUGAAACAUUAUUUUAGUUGAAAGUUAUAGGCAUUCGUUUCAUAAUGUAAAUGGAUGUUUU